AUGACCGACCCACUAUCCCUCGAGUCCUCACUCUCCAGUCUCAUCACUGUCGGCACCCGAAUCUCGCACCAACUCACCGAGUUCCUCACUACCUCUACCCCCGACUCCCCCAACGAAAUCGCUGCGCUCUUGCACGAGCUAUCCGAACUCUGCAGCAUUCUACUGCAGCUUAAAGCUGCACAUACCCGAAGCAAUGCCGAGCUUGGUGGUGUUGAGUUUCGAAACGUGUUGGCGAGCUGUAUGGACAAGUUCGUGCAGCUGCGGAUGCUGGUGAAUGCGUACGGUGUGGGUAAGAGCGAUGAGACGUGGUGUAAAAAGUGGAGGUGCUGGAACAGGAUAUUUGAGGGCGAGGAAGUCGUAGCGUUGAGAGUGCAGCUGGAGGCACACAAGAUUACAUUGAAAGUUUCAUUAGUUCUGACCAAUGACAUUGAACCUGCGGCAAUAAAGGAUACUACGAAUAUGAUUGAGACCACAGCAAAGGAGAUUGAACAACGACUUGCAGAAGAGAUAUGUGAGGCCACAGCGGCAUCGGCGAAGUACCAAGAUAGCUCUAUCCUGCAGAGGUAUCUCACUAGUGCUUCUUCGGAUGUAUCCUCACGGACAACUUCUCCUGCAGUGGAACCGGAUUCGGUGGACCAACAAUUGCUUAUUCCGAGUAUACCAAUAUCCAAUGGCACAAGUGAAGUAAAAAGGAGUGCUAGGAAACAGUUAGCUACUGUAACUUCAGCCCCUCUACCACGGUCUCAACCAUCUUAUAUCUCAAGCUCGCCGAUGAAGACCUCCCCACGGGUAAAGUCCGCAUCACCCUUAAAGACCUCUUCGGCCAUGGGACCACCUCCAUCGCGGGGAACAAGGCCACCACCACCACCAAGACACAAGACAGACCCUACAGCAUCAAUGCGGCCACUCCAUGCCCGUACCCAUUCUCUCCCCACAAAUAAAACGUCUACCCUCCUCCCUCGUCCCUCUCCACCAUCAACACCCCGCUCAUUUCCUAGCAGGAAGCUCACCUAUAGCACCACUUCACACUCACACUCACACUCCCGAACGAAUUCGUUACCAACCAAUAAAACUACCCUUGCAUUGGGAACUGGGAGCUCUGAUACGUUCACCGCCGAACUAACACGCAUCUAUAACGAACCAUCGACACGACAAUGGUGUACCACGGCAAUUUCACCAUCCCGUCUGAAUGCCAAUCAUACCCUUGGCUCAACACUCACCACCUUACACACAACCACCCUGGGCUCCUCCCGCGAUAUGGCGAAAACGAAAGCAACGUUCCACCAGAAGGAGACAUUUGCAAAAGUCAAAUCAAUGAACACGACAUUUGAGUCUGCCUUCUCAGCUGUGUUCGCAAAAAUGUGGAGCAAGCUUGAAGAGGGCGUCACAAGGCUAACCAAUAUGUACCAUUACUUUGAACUCGUUGGAGGUGGCGAAGUGGGGGGCGAGUGUGCUGUGGGUGUGUGGGUAUGGGUCCUCGAGAGAUUGCUGAGGGGCCUACUAUCUCUGCGAGUAGAGAUCGAGAGACGUCACGAGGUCGUGCAGAUGGUACUUGCAGAGCGGGAUAGGGUGUUAGAGAGGGCUGUGAGGGGUGUUAUGGAGAAGAUGGUGGAUGGCGGAAUUAUUGGUGCAAAGGCGGGUACGGACAUGAAAGCCGCAGCAAAGCAGUUCGAGACGACUCUUGAGAAGACGCAGUCUCCUAUCACAAAGACCUGCCAAAAUAUCCUGGCAGGUCUCACCAGUAGCUUGCACCACGUCGAGAAGAUCAUCGAUGCGACAAAAGACAUCAUCCCCGCUUUCGGGAUCGUAUCGAAAUCUGGAACCUUGGCGCGAAGUGCGGGUUCGGUCCUGGACGUGGAGAUGGUAAGAGUCGCGGCCGCACGGUUAGAAGUUGGGUUGGAGAGGGUUCGGGGAGUGUUAGAGAUUGGCACUAGUGUUGUAAGCAGAGGAGUAGGCGUAUUGGGAAAGGGGGAAGGGGAGACGAUCUAG
Molecule: messenger RNA, 1989 nt
Organism: Morchella sextelata
Lineage: Eukaryota; Fungi; Ascomycota; Pezizomycetes; Pezizales; Morchellaceae
Exons: 3
Coding region: 1-1989 (662 amino acids)
Source: RefSeq, a predicted model, not a curated record